AUGAAUAACUUUGAAUUAUUUCAAGAUCCCUCUGAUUCGAACUGGAAUACUCAAUCAUUUUCAGCAAUUUCUCCAGAUUCACAACAGUACUAUGUUCAUUCCCCUCAUAAUAAUUCUCAUCUUCCUCAACAGCAACAGAAACUUCAAUUUCAACUUCAGUCCCACGGUACGUUGAUGGGUAAUAAUCAAAUAUCUCCUUAUUAUGACACAUCCUCAACACAGACGCUGAUAGGGCCUGGGCCACUUCAAGGUUACAAUAAUGGAUACGGUAUUAUUCCUAUGGUCUCUGGCCUUCCUCCUGUUGAUAAUAGCCAUCUCGUCAAACAUACACUCCCCAACGCACAGACAUUUAAUGACUACAAUAAUAUCCACACUUUGCGAAAUCUAGUUCUGUCAAACAGUGAUAUCUCAUUUGAUAAUUCGAUGAAUCUACUUUCAAGCCCAGAAAUCAUGUCCAUGGGGUUCAGUGCACCACAAGAGACUAUUCAAACCACCACUGCACUCCCUUCUCAACAGGCAUACCCUUUAAGCCCAUCCCCUGUGCCAGUAUCAAACCUUAACCUCAUGGUAUCGCCUUCAAAAAAUGAAAAUCACAUGGCCCCGCAUCAAAUCUUGUUGCCUCAGAAUUCUAUCGUUGAUGGUGAUAUCAAUGAAUUGCACUCUAUCGAUCAACUCUCAGCCACAGGGGGGAGCGACAUGCCGUCUUCGCUCGAAAGCUCUCCAGUCAACAUCUCCAAUUCCAUUACUCCCUUAUCAAGAAGUAACAAUAGAAAUAUCUCCCAUAAUGAUUUUGUAACCCACUAUGGCCACCCGACAAUUCCUGUCACUCCUAUGACCUUGCCAUCCACUAGUACUACUCUAAAAUGUACCAGUACUACUCUUCGGUCCAUCAUUACUACUUCCAAAUCUAAAAAAACGAAACCCAAAAAAAUGAGGAUCGUUCGUGGACUUAGUUCUGGUGGCUCGCUGCCUCGUCCCCCAAAAAAUUUGGAAGCAACCAAUGAUGUUCAUUUCGUUCCGGUAAGGUUGUCUCUAGAGAAUACGUCAGUUCCAGACUUAUGUUUACCAGAAUGGUCGAAUAAAGAGUCCGCUGAUAAGCGCAGAAUCAUCAGGAUCGAAAGGUAUCAGGAUAAAGGCCAUAUCACUGCCAAAUUCUCUAUCUUGGGAAGCGACGCCGAACAUCCAAAAGAUAAACCCCUUUCUAAUGAUAACAUCGAUGUGCUUGAGGUCAGCUGCCUUGAGUGUUUUGUGAUGAAGGGAGAAGAUGAUGAUGAGGUUGAAGAUGGUUGGUUGGAAGGUGACGUUGGGUAUGGUUACUCUCCAAAAAAAUCUGGAGGCCGCUCCGAAAAGUCUAGAUAUGGUACAAAUGAUGGUGAAAUUUCUCGCAAGUUUUACAUCACAAGUGUAGAAGUUGUCAAGUUGGUGGAACUAUUAAUUUGUGCAGAAGAUAAGUCAAGUACGGAACGUCGCAAGGAACGUGGAAGAAUCAGAUCAAAUUUAGUUCCAUUCUGGCUGAAACGUCCGAUCUCGACAAGAAUGAGCAGUACCUAUAACAGCAAUAUACCUAUCCCGGGUUCUGUGAAUGGCAGUACUAAAGAGGACUUCCGUAUCGAAUUGGCCAAAAGAAUUAUGGGUUACAGUACCAGAAAACCAAGAGGUUUUGACAAAGAAGUUCGGAUUUUGAAAUGGGAGAAGUUGGAAGGGGCUUUGAGAAGAGCUUUGAUGAGCUAUUAUGUGGAAAUUCCUAAGGAAUUCAGAUAA
Molecule: messenger RNA, 1761 nt
Organism: Saccharomycopsis crataegensis
Lineage: Eukaryota; Fungi; Ascomycota; Saccharomycetes; Ascoideales; Saccharomycopsidaceae
Exons: 1
Coding region: 1-1761 (586 amino acids)
Source: RefSeq, a predicted model, not a curated record